This is a messenger RNA of Phragmites australis (common reed), 1168 nucleotides long. RefSeq names its product photosystem II D1 precursor processing protein PSB27-H2, chloroplastic-like. The record is from RefSeq and is a predicted model, not a curated record. Bases 231 to 938 code for a protein of 235 amino acids. Gene Ontology annotation, cellular component: chloroplast thylakoid lumen; photosystem II. Gene Ontology annotation, biological process: photosystem II repair; photosystem II assembly. The transcript has 5 exons. Lineage: Eukaryota; Viridiplantae; Streptophyta; Magnoliopsida; Poales; Poaceae.
CUCUCUCCCUUUCCAACAGCUAAGAGUAAAAGAGGCAGCACUCUUUCUCCUUUCCUCUCUCAAACUCUCUCACUUUCCACCCAAAUCCCACCUAAGCACUAGGAUUUGAGCCUAGAAUCUGGAUACGUACAUCGGUACAUGCGGAUAAGGUUGUGGAUGGACAGAAGAGCGAGAGCUCCGAUCAAAUCCUCGAGUUGAACCAAGAACAGAAGUCGUAGCUAGGAUCAACGAUGCCUUCCCCUCCGCCUUCCAUGUCCCCGUUCAACAAGUGCUGCCGCUGCUGCUCGUCGUCGUCGCCGCCGCCGCCGAGGCCGCAGCGAGCUGCGGAGAUCAAGCAGCCUAUAUGCGGAGGAGCGCGGGUGCUGAUCACCACCAGGAGAGCGCACGCCGCCUCGCUCCUCCUUGGCCUCGUGGGGGCAGCAGUGUCUGCGCCGGCGGCUCGGGUCAGGGCGGAGGAGGAGAACGGCGGCGAGGAGGGCGUCCUCGGCGCCAUCAAGUCGAUCUUCGACCCGAACGAGAAGACCAAGGCGGGCAAGGUGCUGCCCAAGGCGUACCUGAAGGCGUCCAGGGAGGUGGUGCGCACGCUCCGGGAGUCCCUGGAGGAGGACGGCGGCGGCGACAUUGCCAAGUUCCGGCGGAACGCCGACGCCGCCAAGGAGUCCAUCAGGGAGUUCCUGGGCGGAUGGAGAGGCCAGCAGGUCGUCGCCGCCGAGGUGAUUGAUCAUUUGUUGCAUGCAUGUGACUCCAGGAGUCGUACGUUGCGUUGGAGAAGGCGAUCAGAUCACUGGCGGAGUUCUACUCCAAAGCAGGACCUCUCGCUUCGCUUCCACAGGAUGUCAAGAAUAAGAUCCUGGAGGACCUCAACACCGCAGAGGCCUGCCUGUAGCAUUUUGCCUUUUGCAGCAUUGUACUGCAUUGUAAUAUUGAGGGGAAAGUGAUUCUACUCCAGUGCUUUUACCAGUCAAACGUCCUAGACACAAAGAAUAGAUACAUUGCAGCAUGAUGCAAAAACAUUUGAGUUGGCCCAUGGAGGCUGGAGGCAUGAUGUAUGCACACAAGCCUCGUUAUUCUGCAGGAGCAGGGGUUUUCUACCCAAGUUGCAGACUAGGAACCAAUUUUGAUUCAGUUGCAGCAUGACCGAACCGGUUGACAAUUUUCUUCCUGCCCA